AUUAGACCGCGGUGCACCUCUAUAAAAAUAUGUUUGCUCUUGUCCUUCACACCUCUAACCAGUGUGGUAAUUAGCUGUAUGGUAUAAAUCGCUCUGUAAAACUCCCUAUAAUUCAGCUCCACCUUCUCUUUAUUUGGUAUAGCUGACACCGCAGUAUAAUAUUACAGUAGAGAGCUUCUUGAGAAGAUCUAGAUUAAGGCUUGUAUUUCAGGUUUAUAACCACAAGAAAGGAAAUCAGACAGUGCACAGAUAUUUACCAUGCAAUUCCCUAAUACGAGCACCCAUACUUGAGAAAAUAAUGCACGUAUCAAGAAUUAUAACAAAAUCAAAUCUUUUUUUAUUUUAUUUUUAUUAAGAUAUUAUCUUUAUGACUCAUUUCAAAAUUAUUAUACUAUAUUAAAGGCGAGUGCCCCAGAGGAUCAACCUGGUCUAGAGCAGAUGAUCUCAAAUGAGGCUGAGGGCCAUGAAUUGGAAGUAUUGCAUCCUGGUCUAAAACUGCAGCUGAAGAGACAUCAGAAAGCAGCUAUAAGUGGAAAGGCAAGGACUGAAAGGAAAUAAUUGUCCCCUUCAUCCUGUGAUAUGGACAUACUCAAAAGGGACACCUGGCAAAGUUUACGAGGAAAACUCUCAGAUAAGGGGCAUGGAGAACCAUAUACGGGUGAGCCGGCGAUAAGCGUUGCACAGCUAAGGAGACAUCAUCUGUAGUCCAGUUCAUUGCCUCAUUUCACAGGACACAGACUUGGAUUUUGUUGUGCUGCUGGUUCAGAUUCGUUUCUUCACCAUCCGUCAAGAUGAAAAUUCCCAUUAUCAUUGACUCUACAGUAGAUGACAGUGACGAGGAGGAAAAGGUUUUCCCUAAUCCUGUGCUGGAAGACAGAAGUGUUGAAUUUGCCAAAAAAUGUACCGAAUAUAUCAGUGAUAUCAGCUACAGAGAGAAGUAUAAAAAAUUGAAAGGCAAGAAUGAGUUUGUUCCUGAUACGGCGAAACUGAAGGCUGUCACAGAUUCCAUAUCAGAGACAAAGUACAAGGAAGCCGGCAAGAAGGAGUUAUCCCACUCCCUGUACCAGAUGAUGCCAGCAACAUUAGACACAGCAUUUGCUAAACAAGUCACGGAGCUUCAGAGCGAGGUUCUUUACAAGCAAAAACAUGAUGCAGAUAAGGGAAAAUCUACUUACGCUCAAAUGCUAGAGCCCCCAGACAUCAAGCACGCGAUGGAAGUCAACAGACACCAGAGCAAUGUAAGUUAUAAGAAGAAAAAUGCACAGGACAUCCACAAAUACACUGAAGUGAUGAACAGACCAGACAUACGGAAGGCUACAGAGAUUUCCAAGAUCAUAAGCAAUGUGGAUUAUAAAAAAGCCAAAGGUGACCUGAGUAAAGAAUCCAUGGUCUUGGGAAGACCAGAUUUCGAACAUGCAAAAGAAAUGUCAAAGAUCACCAGUCAGGUGAAAUACAAGGAACAUUUCAAGGAAAUGAAGGGUAAGAAGCCUUGCUACAACCCACUGGACAGCGCUGUCUUCAGGAGUGCCCAAGCUGCAACAGACUUGGCGAGUGAUGUAAAGUAUAAGAAAGACAGGCAUAUCAUACAUGACACCUCUGUGGACCUUCCAAACUUACUGAACCUAGAACAUGCCCUGAGGGCCACCAAACUACAAAGCAAUACCGUCUAUAAGAAACAAUUUGAGGAAAGUAAAGGAAAUUACCAUUUUGCUUUGGAUACAGCAGAACAGAAUCACCAUAAGGAGAACGCUGUACUGCAAAGUCAGGUGAAAUACAGAGAGGAGUAUGAAAAAUCAAAGGGGAGGUCCAUGCUGGAGUUUGUGGAUACUCCGUCGUACAACGUUUCAAAGGAGGCUCAAAAAUUUCAGAGUGAGACCGUCUAUAAGAAACAAUUUGAGGAAAGUAAAGGAAAUUACCAUUUUGCUUUGGAUACAGCAGAACAGAAUCACCAUAAGGAGAACGCUGUACUGCAAAGUCAGGUGAAAUACAGAGAGGAGUAUGAAAAAUCAAAGGGGAGGUCCAUGCUGGAGUUUGUGGAUACUCCGUCGUACAACAUUUCAAAGGAGGCUCAAAAAUUUCAGAGUGAGAAAUUAUACCGGAAAGAGUUUGAAGAGACAAUCAAAGGAAAAGCAUCAGUGGACCUGGAGCUGACCCCGGCAUUACUGCAUGCCAAACAUGCCAUGAACCUGGUCAGCGAGAAGGAGUACAGGAAGGACUUGAAAGAAGGAAUCAGGGGAAAGGGUUUGACGGUUCUGGAAGAUACACCGGAAAUAAUCAGGGUGAAAAACGCUUCACAGAUAUUAAGUGAGAAAGCGUAUCGGAAGGACCUGGAAAAUGAUAUCAAAGGAAAAGGCAUGGAGUUCAGCGCGGACAUCCCCGAUAUGAUCCGAGCCAAGCGGGCAACUGAAAUAGUCAGUGAGAAAGAAUACAGGAAAGAAUUCGAAACAGAAAUCAAGGGAAAGGGAAUGCAAGUGGGUGCUGAUAUUCCUGAGUUACAGCAUUUUAAGAGGGUCUCUGAAUUGGUGAGCCAGAAAAAGUACAAAGAUGAAGCUGAAAGACUGAGAUCUACGUAUUCUAUUGUCGCAGAUACCCCCGAAAUAGAAAGGGUGAAGAAUGCUCAAAAAUCCAUAAGUUCUGUGUUUUAUAAGAAGGGGCUAGGUGCCGGCACAUCCAUCAGGGAGACCCCAGAGAUGGAGAGAGUGAAGAUCACACAGCAGAAUAUCAGUGCAGUAAAGUACAAGGAAGAUAUUGGACCUGCCACAGCGAUAUCUGACCUGCCCGAAAUCAAGAGGGUUAAGGAGAACCAGAAAAACAUCAGCAAUGUUCAUUAUAAAGAGCCACUGAGCAGAGCGACCCCCAUCAGCAUAACUCCAGAGAUGGAACUAGCUAAGAAGAACCAGGAACAUUUCAGCACGGUCCAUUACAAAGAAAAAGUUGGCAAAGUCACACCUGUCGGUCUUACUCCAGAGAUGGAGAGGGUCAAAAAGAACCAAGAAAACAUUAGUUCGGUAAAAUACAGCAAUGACUUACAGCAGAUGAAAGGCAGACCUAGCGUAAUUCUAGACACACCAGAGCUGAGGCAUGUCAGAGAAACACAAAAUAAUAUAUCAAUGAUAAAAUAUCAUGAAGACUUUGAGAAGACGAAAGGCAGAGGCUUCACCCCAGUACCAGAUGAUCCAGUGACGGAGAGAGUAAGAAAAAACACACAGAUUGUCAGCGAUGCUGCUUACAAGGGUGUCCACCCCCAUGUGGUGGAGAUGGACCGACGACCGGGAAUCGUUGUAGACCUUAAGGUUUGGCGUACUGACCCAGGCUCUAUUUUCGACAUUGACCCAGUGGAGGACAAUAUUCAGUCCCGGAGCCUUCGUAUGUUAACUGAGAGAGCUAGUCUUGGCCAUAGGCAGUCUUGCCACUCUGCGGGGGCAGCCAGGGUGAGCCAGGCAGAUGACAGGUCUGAAGCGUCUGAGAUGAAAUCUAGUUUCUCUUACUACAGUGAAGGGGCAAAGGCAUCCGAUGAAGGAGCCCCUGUAGGUGCCUACCAUCCAUCUCAGCCUCAAGGCUUUGGCUACAUGCACCCGCCAAGUAUGUCCUCUACGAGGUCAAUGCAUUCUCCACAUGCACAUUCAACCUCACCAAGUAUGAGAACCUACAGAGCCAUGUACGACUACAGCGCUCAAGAUGAUGAUGAGGUUUCCUUCAGGGACGGUGACUAUAUUGUCAGCGUGCAGCCAAUCGAUGACGGAUGGAUGUACGGCACAGUGCAGAGAACUGGGAAGACAGGGAUGCUGCCAGCCAAUUACAUUGAGCCUGUUAACUGAGAGCCGCACGUUCCUUCACCUCUCAGCACUCAGUAUAUAUUUUAUUUUUAUGUAAGGAUCGCGACGAUCAUGAAAUCUUUAUUGACAAUUAUUCUUUUAAAACGCGUAAAAUUAAGUUUAAGCUUAUUUUUUAAGCACUAGCAUAGAACCUAUGAAAUAGAAGAAGCUCUUACCGUAAGGAAAGGACUCUACCAACAAACCCUCAUAGACUUAGUGGAAUGUUGUAUAUUACCAUAUAAUGGAAUAUUUUUUUUCUCUUACAUGACAUAUCCUUUCAUAGUUAACCUCAGAGGGCUGGUAAUUGCUGACAAUCGCGGAUAUAGCAGUGGCAUAACGUAGAUUAUAUAUAAGAUUAUGAAACCUAUUUAGCUGCUUCUGCUAUAUUCUAUACUCUGUGCAUUGUUUAGUAUUGCACCUUUAGUCAAAUGGAAUCAAAUCUUUCCAAAUAUAAUUCUAAUUUAAUACUAAAUAUUAUAUAAAAAAGUUGUAUUUAUGAUCAUAAUAUAGUCAAUAGUUUCCAAAGAUCUUUGUGAUUGCAUUCAGAAUGAUGGGAGAGUUCCGCUGCACAAGAAAACAUCUCACUUUUCAAAAGGUAAAUCCAAAGAAAAUGGUAUCUAUACAGUGCCGUGCAAAAGUCUUAGGUGUGGUAAAAAUGCUGCAAAGUAAAAAUGCUUUCAGUUUUAAUAGUCUCUUUUUAUCAGUUAACAAAAUGCAAAGUGAAUGAACAAAAGAGAAAUCUAAAUCAGAUCAAUAUUUGGUGUGACCACCCUUUGCCUGCAAUACAGCAUCAGUUCUUCUAGGUACACCCGCACACAGUUUUUGAAGGAACUAACUGCAGAUCUGUGGAUGUAGGCCUGCUCAAAUCCUUCUGUCUCUUUAUGUAAUCUAAGAUAGACUGGAUGAUGUUGAGAUCAGGACUCUGUGGGGGCCAUAUAAUCACUUCCAGGACUCCUUGUCCUUUACGUUGGAGAUAGUUCUUAAUGACAUUGGCUGUAUGUUUGGGGUCAUUGUCCUGCUGCAGAAUAAAUUUGGAGCAAAUCAGAUGCCGCCCUGAUGGUAUUGCAUGAUGGUUAGGUUUCCUUUCUCAGCAUUAAGGCCCCAUUAAUCCUGACCAAAUUCCCAACUCCAUUUGCUGAAAUACAGUCCCAAACUUGAAAGGUACCUCCACCAUGCUUCACUAUUGCCUGCAGACACAUGUAGUACUGCUUUUCAGCCGUUUGGUAACAAACUGCCUUCUGUUACGGCCAACUAUUUCAGAUUUUGACUCCUUAAUACAAUGCACUUGCUGCCAUUUUUAUGCAUCCCUUUUGAGUCGCUUUGCCUUGUCAAAUGUAUGGCUUUUUGGCCGCAAUCCUUUCAUGAAGACCACUUCUGGCCAGACUUCUCUGAACAGUAGAUAGGUGUACCUUAUUUCCACUGGUUUCUGACAGUUUUGAGCUGAUGGCACUGUUAAACAUCUUCCAAUUUUGCAGGGUAGUAAGCAUGAGGCGUCUUUCAUCUGUUGCACUACGUUUUCAGCACCUAUCGGACAUUGGUGGCAUAUCCUAGCAAUAUGUCCACAAAGUGCGAGAUGGACCAACCCCUUUAAUGGUGUUCUUAGUGCUGAAAAAUCCAGGAAGAUACUUAUCCAUCAUGCAAUACCAUCAGGAAGACGUCUGGUCGGUCCAAAAUUUAUUCAGAAGCAGGACAACAACCCUAAACAUCCAGCCAAUGUAAUUAAGAACUAUAUUCAGAGUAAAGAAGAACAAGGAGUCCUGGAAGUGAUGAUAUCUCCCAUACGGAACCCUGAUCUCAACAUCACUCAGUCUGUCUGGGAUUACAUAAAGAGAGAGAAGAAUUUGAGCAAGUCAACAUUCACAUAAGAUCUGUGGCUAGUUCUCCAAGAUGUUUGGAAGAACCUCUCUGCCGUGUUCCUUCAAAAACUGUGUGCAUUUUCCACACCUGCCUAAAACAUUUGCACAGUACUGUACAUAUACAUACAGUUGUCAAGUUGACUUAAUAGAUGUUCAGGCCCUCUUCUAUUUUCCAGAACAGAGAAAGGCUACUAAGCACACCUCCUACUCUGGAGGACCUUGCAUAGAGAGCUCAUUGAUUAAUUGCUCCAUUUCCCCAGUGGGGGCACUGCAGGAGUUUGAAGAUCACUGGGAGUUCUAGACACAAAAUACCCAAUCUGUGAAUUAUAUUUGCCACUUGUAUAGACUAAAGAACUUUAGGUUUACUUACUUUAUAUGCUUUACUUAGUAUUAAAUCACCUGGCUUUAAAACUUC
This is a messenger RNA of Bufo bufo (common toad), 6086 nucleotides long. RefSeq names its product nebulette (gene NEBL). Gene Ontology annotation, biological process: cardiac muscle thin filament assembly. Lineage: Eukaryota; Metazoa; Chordata; Amphibia; Anura; Bufonidae. Bases 792 to 3818 code for a protein of 1008 amino acids. The record is from RefSeq and is a predicted model, not a curated record. Gene Ontology annotation, cellular component: focal adhesion; Z disc. The transcript is spliced from 30 exons. Gene Ontology annotation, molecular function: actin filament binding.